AGGAUUAUUUAUUUUUUAGGAAAAGGAAAGAAAAAAAAAGAAAGUGAGCAUAGAAACUUCUUUGCAAAAUUGAUCAUUAAAGCAUCAUGGUGUAACUUUUCAGAACAGAUUUGAAAUCAUGUCGAUACGUUUCCUGAUGGACAGCAAACUGCUGCCAACUGUAGCUGCUGGUGACCUGGUGAUCAGUGGGGAGAUUUACUCUAUUACUGAAGUUCCUAUCAGAAGAGGUAUCUGAUUUAUUUUAUUAUGUUUAAUAUCUACUGAGACAGUUGACAAAAAAGGUGUAUAUCUCAUUAAAAUGAAAAACAUUUAGUUUAAAGGGACAGUUUAAGGAAACAUUUUAGGAACAACAAGGGCAAGUAAUUAAAAGAGAGUCAGUCGAAGAUUUAACAGACAGAAAUCUGAAAGAAAACAUGGUAUUUGUUUAAUCUUCCAUUAAAAGGAUUAUUUAUUUUUUCAGAAAAAGGAAAAAAAGUGAGCAUUAAAACUUCUGAGAAAUAGCUUUUGACUCUUUCCACCAUUAAAGCAUUGUGUAAACUAACAGAUGUUAAAUCAUGUUAAUGCUACCCUGACUUCAGCUGAAUGUCGUCUCUGUCUGGACUAGGGAUGCAAAUGAUUAAUCGACUUUAGAUUAAUUGUCGAUCAAGAGAUUGCUCGAUCAAAAUAAUUUAAUCACGAUUAAUCGCUAGAGGGCGCUAGCGCUCUACUGAAGUAACUUCAGAACAGAGCGAGAAGGAGAACAUUACACGCCUCGCGAGACCGGGGUUGAUAACAAAAAUGAAGCGGGCGAAAAGAAGUGCGGUAUGGGACCACUUCAACAUAGUAAAUGGAGGCAAAGAAGUUAAAUGUUCGCUGUGCAAUGCGGUGUUGAAGUAUAACAGCUCCACCAGCUCACUGAGUUAUCAUUUGAACACCACGCAUGCUGCUCUCCUGCAUGGCGCCAGUUCACCUGCUCAACCUACAAUCACAGCUACACUGGGAAGGCGAGUGUGUGAUGAGAGAAGGGCGGAGGGCAUUACAGAGAAGAUUUGCAGCAUGAUCGAGAGAGAUUUGAUGCCAAUCAACACAGUGGACGGUGCAGGAUUUCAAGAUCUCAUUGCGUUCAUAGAGCCAGGUUACAAAAUCCCUUCGAGGCCAUCAGUUACAUCUCGCGUCGAAGCUCGCUUCGAAAAAAAGAAAAGUGAGCUAAAAACAAAGCUUGCUACUGCUACAGGGGUAGCCUUGACAACUGACUGUUGGACGGCGCUAACAACGGAAAGUUACAUUACAGUUACGUGCCACUACUUUAAUGCAAAAUGGGAGCUGAAAUCUGCAGUCCUGACAACGACGAGCAUGUCCGACAGACACACCGCCGACAACUUAGCAGAAAAGCUUAAUGACAUUGUGGAGACGUGGGGACUUUCCGGUCGCGUUACGGCGUGUGUGCACGACAAUGCUAGAAACAUAGUCUUAGCAAACAAUCCCACAAGAGUCAGCUGGAAAUCAGUGGCGUGUUACGCACACACACUAAACCUCGCUGUCAAUGAUGGUUUUGCUGCCGCUGGGAUCAGCAGAGCUAUAGUGGCAGCAGGAAGGUUGGUAAAACAUUUCCACCACAGCACAAUCGCAACCAAAGCUCUGGAAGAAAAACAAGAGCAAAUGUCACUCCCUCCGCAUCGCCUCAUUCAAUCAUGUAAAACUAGGUGGAAUUCGGUCUGCGACAUGUUUGACCGCCUAGUCGAACAGCGAUGGGCUGUGUCAGCAGUGCUAUCAGACCGUUCCGUGACAAAACUGGCAGAUGCGAGGACGCUGGAGUUGAGAGACGACUACUGGCAGCUAAUGGAAGAUAUUGCACCCGUGUUGGGAACUUUGAAGUGUGCAACAACGGUGAUGUCUGCCGAGUCGGAGGUGUCAAUCUCGAACACGUACCCCAUCACGUUCAGUCUAAUCAACAAGCACCUCGGCGCUUCAGACGAGGACAGCCACAAAGUCGCAGACUUCAAGGAAAAAGUGCGAGAUUGUCUGGGCGAGCGCAUGAAGAUUAAGUCUGAUGACCUCUACUUAUCCACCCCUAUGGUCGCAACUAUGCUUGACCCUCGUCACAAACACCUGGGAUUUCUACCUCCAGCUACCAGGAGGUCAGCUCAUUCCACACUGCUUCAGAUGGCUACAGCUGAACGCGACAGCGUCACAGCAACAGGUGCCGCCACCGCUGGAGAUGACACUGUCCAGACAGCAGGGCCUCGGCGACAUGGGGCUAAGCCUACAUCUGCUAUGAGUUUACUCCUGGGUGAAACCUAUUCCGAUGCCCGCAAAGGUGACGUGGAGAGUGAAGUGGAUAUGUACUUAAAGGACGCUCCUGCCCCUCUUGAGUCGAACCCCACAUGCUGGUGGAAAGUGAAUGAAGGGAGGUUUCCGACGCUGGCAACACUAGCAAAACGGUAUUUGUGUACGCCAGGCACAUCAGUCCCUUCUGAGCGUGUAUUUUCAGCAGCUGGCCUCACUGUAAAUAGGCUGCGCACACGCCUUACCCCUGAGCAUGUUAACAUGCUCAUUUUCUUGAACAAAAAUAUAUAGAACCUAUGUCUAGGUCAAGUUGUGAUAUGAGCUGUAUAGCCACAUUUCAGAUAGGAAAGGGUGAUCUUGAUCACUAGUUCAUUUGAUUGUUCUGGUGUGAGGCUUUGUAAUGUUUUGUGUUGUGUUGAGGGACCCUGUGAACGUUUCAUUCUGUUUUGCUGUAACGUUAAGGCAGAAAAAUGUUGUGGAUAUAUACAGUAAUACUAUACUGUAACAGUAUAGAACCUAGGCCUAGGUCAAGUUGUGAUAUGAGCUGUAUAGCCACAUUUCAGAUAGGAAAGGGUGAUAUUGAUCACUUCUUUAUUUGAUUGUUUUGGUUUGAGACCCUGUGGGCCCCUAAUAACAGGGAGUGGACCCUGUGAAUGUUUCAUUCUAUUUUGCUGUAACCUUGAGGCAGAAAAAUGUUGAGGAUUGUUGAGCUAGUUUAUAAUU
Molecule: messenger RNA, 2988 nt
Organism: Larimichthys crocea (large yellow croaker)
Lineage: Eukaryota; Metazoa; Chordata; Actinopteri; Sciaenidae
Product: zinc finger BED domain-containing protein 1
Exons: 2
Coding region: 778-2556 (592 amino acids)
Molecular function (GO): DNA binding; protein dimerization activity
Source: RefSeq, a predicted model, not a curated record